AUAUCAAAUAAUCAAACACUAUUGGUUGGUGAACCUAGAGGUUCACCUUAGGGGGUGAACCCAAGAAUUACUCAUCUGAAAAUAUCUUGCACACAUUUACGUUAAUGAAAACUUUUACCUCACAAACAGAAUGAUAUAAUCAACUAACCAGAAACAAAUAAAAUUAAAAGAUAAUUUUAUCAUAUAAUCCGAUCCAUAAUUACACCUAAUAUGUAGUAACGUUUUGAACAUAUAAAUGUUAACUAUUACAAAAGAUCUUUUUCUUUAUUUUCUGUCAAUAUUCUAUUAUACAGAAGGUUCUACAAUCUCUAUUACUCUAUAUAAACAAACAUUAACAACAGAAGGUAACAACAUCCACGAUCAACAAACAAAAUACCACACAUUUUAUAAAUAAUCAUCUCUUCAAACCAAAAAAAAAGUAAAAGAAAAUGGAAAGCAAAAGAGUGAACAUAAUAUUCAUUACAAUGAUGGUUGUGAUGGUAAUGGAGAACUUUGUGGUUCAGACACAUGCUCAAGACACACUCUCUUUUAGAACUUGUUAUCCAGGUUGUAUUAAUGGUUGUUCCAUUGAGAAGCAGUUACCAAAAUUAUUGUUGUGUCCAUUCACUUGUCUCUUUACUUGUCUUGCUCCUCCAACAUCAAAUAUUUCAUCUCCUCCUUCUCAGAUGAUUUUCCCAAAAAAAAUCGAUCAUAUUGAUUAUUUUUGCAAACUUGGUUGUGCUACUCAUCAUUGUACUUCUCUUUCUUCUCUCGGAAGGCUGAAUGUAGACAAAGUUGCGGACUGUGUGGAUUCAUGCUCAGACAAAUGUUCCAACAAGAACUAAAAGUGAUAUGAUCUAGUCUUGUUUUGAUAAAAGAAUCCAUGUCUAAAUAACAAAAGAUAUGAACUGGUAUAGUUUGUAUCACUACAAUAUUCAAUCCAAAUAAAUAUUAUUUCAUGAUUGAAAGUAUUUGUGUUACAAGCAGAUCAUUAGAUGAAACUGUCAGACCAAAAAAAAAAAUGUUAGAAGAAAUGAUAUUUAUUAUUGUAACAAUAUUACAUAAUUGUAAUAUAUCAUUCAUAACUAAUCUGGUUCGUUCCCUUCAUCGUCAUCAAUAGAAUCAUAUGGACAAAAUAAAAAUAUAUAUUACUACGAGGAUAGAAAUGUGGAUCAGCAUCUGCUAUUUGCCCAAUAACAACGCCUUACUGUUAAUGCGGUGUAGAUCUGAUCCAGUUAAGGUGACUGCAUAAUCUAACUGGGUUCGAGAAAGGCAGAUGCUACUCAACGAUGUUGCACAUAGAAGAUUUUUAGAUAAGUAUUAUACGGAAAGAUUCUAGAGUCAAUUGGCUCAUAAUACAAAAACAACAUGGAUAUUAGCAAUCUAUCUAUAAUAGUAAACUAUGGUGUCUAACAACUUAUGUACCAUUAUGUGGGAUUUUGGGUAUUCACCUAAUUAGGAAGAAAGUUCUGUGUAUAGGAUGCAAUUUCUCAAGAUUUCUAUAGAAGUAUGCUUUGAAAAUAAAUAAAAAAAUUGACCAGAAUCUUAGAAUAAAAAUAAAGAAGACUUCUACAUCUUCUAAUUAUUUGAUUUUAAUACUAAAUAUAUUAUUAUUUGUUGUCAAUUGUGAAACUAACAUGUGCAGACUUCUUGCAAGAUUUCGGAGACUUCAUGUGAAUGUAAAACUUCUCUGGAAGUCUUUUUUAGAUAAGUCAGAAUUUUCUGCAAAACUUAGGUCAGUUAAAAAACUAACUUAUUUAUCAUAAAAAAAUUUUAGAAAACUCUACUCUAUUUUUUUGUUACAAAAAAAAAUAAUUGCAAAACUAAUCUAUGAAUUAAACAGAAGACUUUUAAAGAAGUUUUCUAUGAAAGCACAUAAAAUAGUCAAUUUCAAAACUAAUCAAUGAAUUGACAAGAAGACUUCUUCGCAAACAGAUCUGAAAAAAUUCAAAUAUCAUUCUUAGGUUCGGUGAGAUUCACGCUUAGCUUCGCGAAACAUAUUGGAAAAAAUUGUGAAACUUUACUUAAUAUAAAGAAAAAGUAAAAAUUAUGCAUAUAGUUUAAUCAUUUGUUUCAUUCAAAUAGAAAAUCGAUGAAAAUAUAAUAAAAAUAUUAAUAACAAUGUAGUAGCAAUUAAUACACAUCAAACAGUUUAUAUAUAUACUUUUUCAUUUACAUAUAUGAACAAAAAAAAAUCUAAAGAGUAUUAUUUAAAAGGUAUAAUCUACAAAAAUUUAAAUAGAAAAAUAUAAAAUCAUGUUUUGCAUACAUUUUUAUAAUGUAUAUAAAUCAGUUAUAUUAAUUAAUUUAAAAUUAGUAUAAACUAAAGAUAAAUUAUUAACAUAGAUUCGCCUGUAGCACUAAUAAAUUCAGCAAGAUAAUACUGGACAAUUCAAAUAACCCUGAAACAACUAUGAAAGACUGAUUUUGCAAGAUGUACCGAAACAACAAUAAAUCCGUCAUCCCGAGGAUGGGCGGUGGUACAGCUGGAAAUUUUCAAAACAAUGAGGAAGUAACUGUUAGACAAUGAUUGAAGAGUUUUCUUUAGACAUAGAGAACGCUAAAUAUUAUUUCAGGGAUGGUUAAAAUAACAUUUUUUUUUGUCAGCAAACAAAGCAGACUCAUGUAGACUCUGCGAACCACCCCGGUAGCUCUGCAUCCAUAUGAACGACAAACGACGGUUGUUUUCUUCCACUGCGUGCGAGACUGUCCGCUUUUGAGUUCUGUGUCCGUGGUAUAUGAAUGAUCUGUGAGCUGCUGAAACUCCUCUUCAAAACUUUUAUGUCUUCCAAAUAGCUUGCAAAGGCUAGCCACUCUUCUGGUUCCCAAACCAUCUUCAACAAUUGAGCACUAUCCGUUGCAAAAGUAACCCAUGCUUGUCUAAGAUUCCUCAUACAUUCCAUUGCUCAUAUAAGGGCCUCUAUCUCUGAGUGUAAUGGCGACUGACUCG
This is a messenger RNA of Brassica napus (rape), 2929 nucleotides long. RefSeq names its product thionin-like protein 2. The record is from RefSeq and is a predicted model, not a curated record. The transcript is spliced from 2 exons. Bases 429 to 824 code for a protein of 131 amino acids. Lineage: Eukaryota; Viridiplantae; Streptophyta; Magnoliopsida; Brassicales; Brassicaceae.